AAAUGGUUAUAGAAUCAUAAUCACAUUUAAUCACUGAAGGAAUAAGACGAGAAUCAAUAAAAAAAAUAAUCAAUUCUUGAAUAGGAAUGAUGAACAUGUGAAAAGAAGGAAAAAUCUUUUUCCUGAGGAUGCAGAAAACGCCAAAUGUCCGUCGACCCAGAAUCAGAAAGGAAAAAGUUAAUCAAAGUUGCAGAUUUAUUAGGUUUUAAUCUCGCUAUCAAUCCACUCUUGCAUGAACUGCCUAGCUAUCAGACUGUGGUAAGAAGAUCUCACAGUGUUUCAGCCUCGACCAGACGGAGAAGCACCCUUGCCAGUUACUUCAGCACUUCACUAAAGAGAAGAGAUUCAUUGGGAGAUGCAUUUGAACAAGCUGGCAGACCAUUGCGAGAUUUUCCCAUUAGUAUUCAAGAGAAGAAGCAAGUCAGAGAUAGAAAAGAUUAUCAAACACAUUCGCUGUCAUAUCAGAACAUUAUAUUUAAAAAUAUGAAAUGGAGGCGGCUUUCUCAAGGAAUCAAGGAGCAUAUGUCUAGCCUUUAUCUAUGGAGAAAAGAUAUUCAUGAUAUAGAAGGCAAAUUUGGCACUGGAAUACAGUCUUAUUUCUCCUUUCUCCGCUUUCUGGUUUUAUUGAAUUUUGUGAUUUUCCUGUUAAUGUUUUCUUUUAUUAUACUUCCAAUGAUCAUUUCAGCACAUGGAGUUAACAUCACAAGCACCCAAGUUUCCUCUUCUGGCAUAGCUGAGGAAUGUACCAAGUAUGAAGAGCCUAACCCAGGGCUUAGCUACUUCUAUAGUCACAUGAUUGAUCUUCUUUUGGGAGCAGGAUUCUUGGAGCAGACCUAUCUGUUUUAUGGAUUUUACCGAACAGAUGAGUUGCAUUCUAAUUAUUUUCACUACAAUGUACCACUUGCGUAUUUCCUUACAACAUUUGCAUACAUCCUACUGAGUCUUUUUUGGAUAGUGAAAAGGGCAGUGGAAGGUUUCAAGCAAAGCUUUAUCAGAUCAGAAGACCGAUUUCAGAGUUUUUGUAAUAAGAUAUUUGCAGGCUGGGACUUUUGUAUCACAGAUGAACAUGCUGCAGAGAUGAAACAUAGCAGUCUUCAGUAUGAACUGAAGACUGACUUGGAUGAAGAAAGAAUAAAGCAGAAGAUUGCACUUAGGACUCAGAAGGAAAAAUUCCAGAUAUACCUCCGAAGAGCUCUCUUGAACUUGCUUGUUUUACUGAUACUGGCUGUUUGUUUUUAUUGCAUAUAUAAAACAACUGUUUACUCCCAACAAUUCCAUUACACACAAAAUAAUGCUGGAAGCUUCACAUUCGAUCUCAUAGUUCAAUACUUGCCCUCUAUUGUGAUCACUGCAGCUAACUUUAUCACUCCACUCUUGUUUGAAUACAUAAUCGCAUUUGAAGACUAUUCACCAGCCUUUGAGAUUAAAUUCAUGCUUCUCAGGUCUGUGUUUGUGCGAUUGGCUAAUAUUAUUGUUCUCUUGGUGAGCUUAUGGUCACAAAUUACAACAUGCGAUGGCGGAGAAUGCAAGCCGUGUGGAUACAACCAUAAAUUGUACCCAUGCUGGGAAACCCGAAUAGGGCAAGAAAUGUACAAGUUGAUGAUAUUUGAUCUGAUUAUCAUUGGUGCUGUCACAUUAUUUGUGGAAUUUCCCAGAAAAUUACUUGUGACUUUUUGCCCUUUCCCACCUUUCACUUGGUGGGGGCAACAACAGUUUAGUGUUCCGCAAAAUGUGUUAGAAAUUGUAUAUGGUCAAACAAUCUGUUGGAUUGGGACGUUCUAUUCACCAUUGCUCCCUGGCAUAUCAACCAUCAAAUAUUUUGCUAUAUUUUACAUAAAAAAGGUUUCUCUGAUGGCAAACUGCCGACCUUCCACCAGACCUUUUCGGGCAUCAAGUUCGAACUUCUUCUUUUUAGCGGUUCUGUUAAUUGGCCUUCCAUUAGCUUGUGUUCCAAUACUCUUCAGUAUUGCAAUAAUUAGUUCUUCAAAAUCUUGUGGGCCAUUCGUUAAAUUCAACACGACAUGGGAAAUUAUACCAACCACAAUUAACAGUUUUCCAGUGGGCCUUCAGAAUCUUCUAUAUGGAUUGGGAUCUGAAAUAUUUGCCGUACCAUUCUUCAUAAUUGUAUGCCUCAUUCUGUUUUAUCUUGUUGCGCUUUCUGCAGCACACAAACGAGUUGUUGUUCAAUUAAGAAAUCAAUUAGCCAUGCAAGGUCGUGACAAGCAGUAUCUGAUCAGAAAACUGACGAGAGAAUCAAUCAUUGCAAAAAGACUUGGUAUGGCUAAUGCUGAGAAACAAUGAAACAAGAUUUUUUCAAUGCACAGCAUUUCAGGAUCUCAUAGGCAAACAGAAGGCUGCUGUGUCUCAUGAUAGCUAACAUUUUAGGAACAGUAUUCUGUAACGCAUGAUCUUCCUGAAAACCUUUCCUGAAUAUUUUGUUACUGGUGAAGGCAAGUUAUCAUUGUCCUUUAUAAAUGUUCUCAGAGGUUUUAUCUUCCUGAUACUAAAGUUUUACCAUUGCCAUAUUAAAAUCAAUGUUACCGUCUGUAUUUGCUGAAAGCUCAUAUGGGUAAUUGGUUGCAUUUAUUUACUGCAAACCACUUGUGUAACAAUAUUUAAAAUAUAGCAUAUCUUUACUAAUUCUUCCCCUCUCUAUACGUUCUUUAGAUAGCAUUACUUUUAUGUCUGUAUUAUCAUUAACAAUUUAAUACUGUGAAGCAACAAAUACUGAUAUUGUUUACCUCUUAAAUAUUAUGUACUUUACAAACUACUAUUAAUUCAUUGUUCUUAACCUGGUAUAUAUAUUUUUUUAAGUCCUAAUGUUUGAUUGGUGAAGGAAAGGAAGAGCUUUACAAUGUAUGCAAUUCUUAUUUAUGAAAUUUAUUUUGAUACUGAUACACAAGGGAAUAACUUUAUUCAGUAACAAAAUAUACAUAUAUACAACUAAUACCUUUUUAUGCAUUAAUGGAUAUAAAAGCUGUCCAGAGCAUGUAGAUUUUAUAGAAUGUUACCUCCAUAUUCUAGGUAUUUUGAACUCCAGGCAUUCUUCUGGAAAUGAGAGUGCUGUAAAAAAUAGCCUCUUCAAAUAUUGAGAGAACUAAUGGUUUCCAUAAUAAAUAAUUUUUGUCUUAGAAAUAAAUACCAUGGAAGAUGGGACAGUAAAUAGUGGAAUGGAUCUUGCAAGACAGCUGUUGCUUGUUAUCAGCAACUACCAGUAUUAAAUUAUUUUGACCAAAAGAUCUUGAUUCCUGGUGCACUGCACAUCUUAGAGCUUAAUGGUUAAUUUGCAUCAUGCCACCAUUUGGUUUGGAUAAAUGUCAUUUCACCCUUGUUUUCACCUUUUUAAGCUUGUCAUGGGGUGUUAGGUCUGACAGUAAUUGUUAAUACAGUGUCAAUAAUUCUCUAACGCAUAAACAAAUCAGAUUUAAGUCUUUAUAUCAUACCUUAAUGUGCUAAAUGGACAUUAAUAGGAAUGUUAAAUGACAGUUUACAAAAAGGUCUUUGUAAAUAAAUUGGAUUAUGCACUGCCACAAAGAUCAAAAGUAGGUGAAAUUCAGGGUCUUAACGUGAGUUGCACAAUAUCUGCAAUUUCUGUUCUAAGUUAGGAUGUUGGUCUCACCAUUCCCAAAUCCAAAAUGUCCCAUUAUACAUACCAUGCCAAUGUAAGCUCACACUUUUAUCAAGUUAUGUGGCAAAAAUGCAGUGCACCAUAGGUUGCAGAGAAAGGUCAUGUGUUGUAAGAUGCCUUACUCUUAAGUUGCCUCAUUUAAAAACAUAUGACUUUUAAAUGAAAAAAAAUAAAAAAUUGUUAUUGAAAUAUUGUGGAGCAGAACAAUUAGCAUAGUUCCUGAGCAAGCAAGACAUAAACAAAGUCAUAUAAGUCAACAUUCAUUUAACAGCAAUCUGUACUUUGUUGCCUUAAAAUAACACAUUGCUUGCAUAAUUAUACUGUUACCAAAACAUGUAUAACAAUAUACAUAUUUCAUGGUAAAUGCCUGAAUAUUUCAUGUGACUCAGGGAAUACUAUCAUAUAAAUCUGCAUUCACUGUGUCCAAUAACAGCACCCAAAGAGAAUGAAAAUUGAACUACAGAUCCCAUCUGAAAUAUUUCAACAAUAAACACUCAACAGUUGUCUGGCUGCAACAUUGGCUGGAUUAGGUGUGCUGUAUGGGAAUAAAUUGUAAACAAAAGAACUGGGUAACUUAACUCAGAAUUGAGUUUUUUUUAAACCACUGCAAUAUUUACUAAAUCUGGAACUAAUGUUUUAGUUAAUGUAUAUCUUUUAAUGAAGAUUAAAAUGUUAUAUACGUUUCUUUGUAUGGCCUAGUUUAUUUUUAAUGAAAAGUUUGUUUUGAAUAUAUUAUUUACAUACAAUAUUAAAUUUUGUC
Molecule: messenger RNA, 4388 nt
Organism: Mobula hypostoma (lesser devil ray)
Lineage: Eukaryota; Metazoa; Chordata; Chondrichthyes; Myliobatiformes; Myliobatidae
Product: transmembrane channel-like protein 7
Exons: 16
Coding region: 145-2301 (718 amino acids)
Cellular component (GO): plasma membrane
Molecular function (GO): mechanosensitive monoatomic ion channel activity
Source: RefSeq, a predicted model, not a curated record